Molecule: messenger RNA, 342 nt
Organism: Nerophis lumbriciformis (worm pipefish)
Lineage: Eukaryota; Metazoa; Chordata; Actinopteri; Syngnathiformes; Syngnathidae
Source: RefSeq, a predicted model, not a curated record
AUGGAUGCUGUAAGGUUUGCAACUGUGCUGUUGGUCAUGCUGACACAGUCUCUUGGUGCACUGGGAAGUCCGCUCAGCAGCCAGGAGGAGGGAAGGGAGGUGUGGACCCUGGAAAACUGGCAGGACUUCCCACUAGAAAGGGGAAUAACCAUUCGUCUGGCAGACCUCAUCAAACGCUCUAAAGCACAGCAGUUCCAUGGCCUAAUGGGAAGGAGUUUGGGGGUAGCACAUCCGAUGAGACUGGAGAGGAAAAGGAAUAAAGGUGACAUGUUUGUGGGACUCAUGGGACGAAGGAGUUUAGACGAAGAUAUCCAAGAGGAGUGGAAAUCCUAUUCGUACUAA